Molecule: messenger RNA, 3146 nt
Organism: Actinia tenebrosa (Australian red waratah sea anemone)
Lineage: Eukaryota; Metazoa; Cnidaria; Anthozoa; Actiniaria; Actiniidae
Source: RefSeq, a predicted model, not a curated record
UAAUACAGACUCGCGCAUCAAAACCAGUUUAAACCAGUAUGAAACCUGAAAUUAUGCAUCUCAUUAUCCAGAUUCUUGGAUAACGGCACUACAAAAGAAAUACACGAUUUCUGCAGAGUCUCCUUUCCUUCUCUCGCCCGUAUAGGAGUUAAAAGGAGACUCUGCUCGCAGGGUAUCUUCUGUGAAGAGAAGUAAUAGUAAAUGUCCUUGAUUUUCUGCUUUCUUGCUUCUCUUCAAGAGUACGCGUUGUUGAGGAAAAGUGACGACAUCUGACUGGUUAGCUGUUGGUAAACUCCCAGUUUCUCGGACCAAGGAUGUUUUAUCUAGUAUUGGUUGUCCUUUGUAGUUUGUUUAGCAUUCCUUUCUUGAUUCGUCGUCGAUUUCGCCGGUUUUUCACGGCAAUACUGUGUACGGGACUGAUGAUGACCCUAACUGGACUUUUCUUUCAACACAAAGAAAAAGCGCCAUCAAAAGACUUUGGAGCCAAUUUUCUCUUAGAUUAUCAUCUCGUACGAGGUGAAAAAAUACAAGCUUACCUACAGCAAUUGUCGGCCAAGAAGCAUUCAGUAAACGAACCCAUUUGCAAGUUACCAGUCCUUGACCCAUUCCACAAAAGCGUCAAAAGUCUAAUAGUUCCUUCACCUCCUCUUGACUGUGGUAAACUACAUUCUUCUUUCGAGAAUAACACUCUUCGAGUUAAAGCAGACCGUGUAGUUGCUGUAGCUUACAGAAUUAUCAGCCGCCCGAAAGGCGAUGACUUCAGUUCAAUCGUUUCGGAACCACUCGUCGUUAUGAACUCAAAACAAGACGCAAGAAAGAACGUUUAUGAAGUUGAACCAGGUAUUGGUGGAUGCAUAAUGCACAAGAGCAGCGAGAAAUGUCUUCAUCCUUUUGGAGGCCAAGCAAAUCCAAAUGAUGGUGAAAAAGUAGUUUUCCACUCCGACUGCUGCCUCGGUCGAGUACAGUUCACUAUGACUCCGGACAAGGCCAUAAAAUACAACUCUAAUGGUCUUUGUUUGCACGUUAACCAUGAAACCAACCACCUUUCCCUGCAGCAAAACUGCUCAACAAAGUUCAACGUCUUGGACGGCACACUGCAAGUUGAAAACAGCCAACUCUGCCUACAGUCAAAAAGUCACCCCGAUAUUCCUCAAAACGAUGGUCUCCUUGAAGUUGGGAAAAACUGCACAGAGAAAUACGCAUUUCGUUCAUUGAAAGAAGGAUCCUUUGAAGGAAAUGCAACUGUGAAUGCAGAUUUUGUUCGUGUUGAUAUCACAAGACCCGAAGGCAAAGAUUCGAUAACAGAAGUCCAUAUGCAAACUGCACCAAAACAAGAGGUUCUACAACGAAAAGUCCAACCUGCAGGGAUCCCAGUAAAUGUUGCUAUGAUAAUGUUUGACUCGACGUCAGCAGCGAAUUUCGUCAGACAAAUGCCCAUCACGAGAAGUUACUUGAAGACAAGGCCAACCGUCUUCCUGGAAGGAGAGACCAUCGUUGGUGAUGGAACAACUGCCCAGUUAUGUGCAAUGCUCACUGGAAUCCCCGAGGAAGAACAGCCCGAGGCACGCCGCUCGAAGCCAAACGCAAAGGUCGUGGAUGACUGGCGAUGGGUCUUUAGAGAUUAUAAAAAACGUGGGUAUGUUACAAUGUACUCGGAAGACUCACCGGGUCUGGGAACAUUUAAUCUUCGAUUGAAGGGUUUUMMAAAUCCACCGACUGAUCACUAUGGAAGGCCUUUCUGGYUKGARGCYGRUAARCAUGCCMGYAAGGAUUACUGCUCYACCAACCAGCCCCUCCAUAAAGUAACAAUGAAGUAUUUUUUGAGCCUGUUCCGCAGUUAUCCUAACAACCCUAAAUUUGCCUUUCUGCUGUUUUCUGACCUGAGCCAUGGAAACAUGAAUGCUUUGAAAUACGCAGAUCAAGAUCUUACUGAUCUGCUGAAAACGAUGGAUAAAGAAUCAUAUUUAGAUGAAAGUAUUGUUUUUAUAUUUGGAGAUCAUGGUGUUCGUUAUGGAAGCAUGAGAAAAACUCUUCAAGGAAAACUAGAGGAACGACUGCCAYACAUGUCAAUCACUUUUCCCACGUGGUUUCCUAAAAAGUAUCCACAACUGUACAAGAACGUGCAGCGAAAUGCCAAGCUAUUGACCACACCCUUUGACAUAUAUGCCAGCCUUCAGCAUAUUUUAUCCUAUCCUAAACUACCAAAAGAAAUGAAAUUUGGAAAAAGCCUUUUUAUUCCAAUUGACCCACACAAUCGUACAUGCGCUAGUGCUGGAGUUGAAGAGCACUGGUGCCCGUGUAUGAACCUAGAAAGAGUCCCUGUGGAUAGCUCAAUAGUAAAACAAGUUGUGAACUAUGUAGUGAAUUUUAUAAACAACUUAAUAGAACGAGAAGAGAAAUCAAAGACACUUUGCAAGAAACUUUCUUUAAAGGAAAUCAAAACUGCCUUUUUGGAAUUGCCCAAUGAAAAAGUACAAUCAUUUCAACAGUCGAGCCAAGACCACAGAUGCGAUUCAUGUGGAGUAGUUCUUGGUCAAAAGGAUGAAAACAACUUAAUCAAAGAUACUCUUUAUCAAAUUCAAUUCCUCACAUCACCGAAUGAUGGCUUUUAUGAGGCAAGUGUUCAACUUAAAGGUGGAGUCCCCAGCAUCAAAGGAGCAAUAAGUCGUGUAGAUACGUAUGGAGAUCAACCAUGGUGUAUUCAAGACACUCAUGUACAUCUUAUGAAAUUUUGCUAUUGUAAAUAACCGUAAUAAUUAAUUAAUGAGCAUGCGCAGUAAGAAUGACAGGACACUGGGUCGAAAGUGCGCGCGUACUGACUAAGAAUCAGACCACGGGCAGCACRAGCUAUCCGUUAAAACUCCAAUAAAGAAUUCUAACUUUCGGCUGGUUUGAGAAUUAAGAUCUUUUUGAAAUAAUAGAGGUUUUACACCAUCACCAUCACAUUGAAAGGUAGUCGUGCCUUUGCAUCGAAGCGAGACGAACGGUGAGCUUGCAGUGAUAGAGACCUGUGAAUACUUGUCCAAGGUGUUGUAUGAAAUUAGUUGCUAACGUAGAGAACAUAUACUCAUUUAUAGUUUCAGUAGAGUUUCUGACAAUCAACUUAUUUUCCUUCGAUUAAACUGAUUUGAAUCGAUUAAUUCGAA